Messenger RNA from Fundulus heteroclitus (mummichog), 1182 nucleotides. It is a transcript of the gene clec3ba, whose product is annotated as C-type lectin domain family 3, member Ba. Gene Ontology annotation, biological process: bone mineralization; ossification. Bases 298 to 894 code for a protein of 198 amino acids. The transcript is spliced from 3 exons. Lineage: Eukaryota; Metazoa; Chordata; Actinopteri; Cyprinodontiformes; Fundulidae. The record is from RefSeq and is a predicted model, not a curated record.
UAAAGACUUGCUGUGAUUUAUAAUUACCCAAAACACAUUGAAUUGUUUGAACGGUACUCUGAAGCAUUUAAUGAGCCAUUUAAAGAGCCUGUCUGGCUGUUAAAAGCGGACACAAACAGCUGUUUGACAUCUGUAAAAUGUUUGUUCUCCCUGAGACAAGAUUUCCUCUCCUUUUUCUGCCUGCAGUUCAGCACGCGUCCCUAAACGGUCUGUGCUUGGCCCUUUGCUCAGAGCUGAAAGGAGCUGCAGCAGGAACGCUGUUUGUUUACUGUGGAGUUCAGGUUUUCCUCUUCAAUCAUGGAUCGUAAAGGGCUUCAGGUGACACUUUGUCUUCUUCUGCUUGUGGACUGCUCGCUGCAGCAGACUUCUUCUAAGAAGAAAAAUGGCAAGAAAGAUUCGGUAACCAGCGCUGCAAUUGAGAAGCUGCAGCAACAGAUUGAUGACAUUGUUCAGGAGCUGACCCUGCUGAAAGAGCACCAAGCCUUACAGUCAGUUUGUUUGAAAGGCACAAAGAUCCUCGGAAAGUGUCUCCUGGCCGAUCCAGUGAAGAAGACCUUCCAAGCAGCCAGUGAUGACUGCUUUGCUAAGGGAGGCACCCUGUGCACCCCUUUAACGGGUGUCGAGAACGACCAGCUCUACAGCUACGUCCGCCAGAGUGUUGGCCCCGAGGAGCAAAUCUGGCUGGGCAUCAGUGACAUGGCGACAGACGGACAUUGGGUGGACCAGUCAGGCUCCAGCCUGCGCUUCAAGAACUGGGAGACUGAGAUCACCCAGCAGCCCGAUGGAGGUCUCAGCCAGAACUGCGCCAUCAUGUCCACCACGGCCAACGGGAAGUGGUUUGACGAGAGCUGCAGAGCUGAAAAGGCCUCAGUGUGUGAGUUUAACAUUGCUUGAGAGCUUUGCUGUGGCUCUUUUGUUUAAACUCUGAUAUCCCUCUAUGCAGAUGAUAUUAGCAUUAAAGCAUAAGUAAGGAUAUACAGUUUUCUUUAGACCUCUGUUUCUACACGUCAUUCAAAGAAAAAACAGUAAAUGUCACAGUAUAAGCUACUCAGUGGAGCAGUUAUGUAAAUUAUAAAAAGCUCAUUAUGAAUUAAAAUAUUUUUUAGAAAUUCUUGAAAAUGAUAUCUGAAUCGUUUGACGGUGUACUGCAUGUUUAAUGUAAUAAAACCAGUUUUUAUAAAU